Messenger RNA from Eucalyptus grandis, 546 nucleotides. RefSeq lists its product as hypothetical. The transcript has a single exon. NCBI's taxonomy places the organism in Eukaryota, Viridiplantae, Streptophyta, Magnoliopsida, Myrtales, Myrtaceae. The record is from RefSeq and is a predicted model, not a curated record. Bases 1 to 546 code for a protein of 181 amino acids.
AUGAGGAACAAGGGCUCGGGAUUCCUGCAGCACAUCCUCGGCUUCCUCGCCAGCGUCACCAAGGCCAAGGCCCUGGCCCUCAAGAGCAAGACCAACGCCCUCAAGGCCCGCCUCCUCCUCCUCUCCCUCCUCCGCAACCGGCCCCUCGUCGUGGACUCCAUCUCCCACAAGCUCCGCAACCUCCUCGGCCCGCGCCAGCCCGGCGGCAGCCGCGGCGACGGCGACGGCGCGGUCGUCGUCUACGCCGACGGCAUGGCCCGGGAGCUGGCCCGCGGCGAGCUCGUCGAGGUCGGUGGGGCCGGCGGCGAGGAGGACAAGUACCCCGAUCUGGCGCAGUCGCUGUCCGAGCUGGAGGACCUCGAGGACCGCGGGGGGUCGGUGAUCGAUCAGGUGAAGAACUCGAAGCAGGAGGGGGAGGACUUCGUGCUGGAGAACGAGAUCGACCGCGUGGCCGACCUGUUCAUCCGGCGGUUCUACCGCCAGAUCAUGAUGCAGAAGCAGCUCUCGCUGAAGCGGUUCAACGAGGCGCUCGACCGGAGCCCGUAG